This is a messenger RNA of Amorphotheca resinae ATCC 22711, 1841 nucleotides long. RefSeq lists its product as hypothetical. The coding region runs from base 282 to 1739 and encodes 485 amino acids. The transcript is spliced from 7 exons. Lineage: Eukaryota; Fungi; Ascomycota; Leotiomycetes; Helotiales; Amorphothecaceae. The record is from RefSeq and is a predicted model, not a curated record. Gene Ontology annotation, molecular function: protein binding.
ACUACUAGUACUGUGUGUCUCAAGCCUGCUUAUCCUGUAUGCAGGUCGAUUGCAGGUCGAUUACUGUAGUCUGUAUCAAAUCAUACGUUGUUUCUCCUCCCCUCUUUCCCUGCCUUUUUUCCCUUUUCUUCUUCGCUAGCUAUCGCCACCAACACCACCACCUCAACCCCGUCGCUCUACCUACCUUACUCAGGUCAACUCCUAGAACAGCCAGCACCCCUGAUUCUUCCCUGGCCACCUGCGGUCGUGAUCCUCGACUAUCCUUGUAGCCCGCCCUCGCAAUGCCCAAACAAAAGCUCUUCCUCAAGGACAACAAGAAGAAAUCGAAGCAGCCGCAAGCCCCCGCAACGGCUGAUGAGUACCUCGCCGCGGGCGUUGAUUUCGAAGAAGCCGGCGAGAAGUGGAGGGGCGGCGAUGCUGCAAAGUCCACCCGAUUCUUUCUUCGUGCCAUUGACUGCUACAAUGAAGCCCUGAAGAAGUUUCCUUCCUCUUUUGAUCUUGCAUACAAUAGGGCAAGGGUUCAGUAUGAGCUCACCCAGCACCCCAAACUGCUGGCUCAACUCCCGGGAGAUCUGCUGGAUCUCUUGCAGACUGCAUUGGAGUCCAGCAGGUACGCCUUGGCAUUAAAGCAGGACAAUGCAGAUGUUCUCUUCAACACUGCCCAAAUCCUAACCAGUCUGGCCGAAGCAUCCACUGAAUCGCGAUCAAACUCUACCCCAGACACCCUGCCCUUGCUCGAGGAAGCUUUGGAAUUAUUCCAACGCUGCCUCGCAUUGCAAGAAUACCAAUACACCGAAUCUCAGACUCAGGAUGGAGCUAUGUCCGAUGAUCCGUCCAUGGAGACCUCUGACCUGCCUGACUCGGAAGAAGGCGGUGUCUCUUUGACUUCAGAUGAAGAACCGCCACAGGAUGACCGCUGGGCCACGAUCGUCGAGCCCGUCACCAACAACACGCUCGUCGACACUGUUCUCGCUCAAUUGGAGACGUUGACCUUACUGUGCAACCUCAUUCCCUCUUCCUCGGACCCUACGCCACUUACCUUCAUCACCGAGUAUUCCUCCAACCUCUUGAAUACCAAACUACCCCCCUACCUCGCCGACACAGGCAGAGAAGCAGAAGCCCAUCUGAUAAUUGCCAAUUUCCAAGCCGCGCACGCCGACUUGUCGUAUCGCCUGCAAAAACUUGACUUCGAAUCUUACACAACCGCCCUCACCAACGCCUUCUCCCCUCUAGACCUAACCAGCCAUCCCGAAGCCCUCGUCAACCAAGCCGAAGCCCUGCUUUCUUUCAACAGCACUGUGCGCACCCACCCGCCGCCCUCCCCUGACCCUCUCCCAUCCCGCUGGUCUGCUCUCACCACCGCCCUCUCCUGCCUCGCCACCGCUGCCAAGCUCCCUGCCGCGUCCCACCUCUCCAAGAUUCACCUCCUGCGGGGCGACCUCGAGCUGCACCGAUACCAGCUUGGCUGCUGCCACCCGCCUUUCCCCACCGCGGCCGCGAACGGCCCCGUCCUGCUCAAGAACGCGGAGAAGUUCUACCGUGGCGCGGCGGCUCUCGCGUCGGAUGGGAAGGAGCGGGUAGAAGCGAGUGUAAAGGAGGAGCUGGUGCGAGCGUUCAGGGGCGAGGGGGGCAAGAUAGGCGAGCUUGCGGGAGAGAGGGAAGCGAGAAGCGUACUGGAGGAGGCGCUUGAGGAGGGCUUAAUUGCCGCGGAGCAGUUGCAAGGGUUGGGGAUUUCGUAGUGUCGCUGGGUCCUUGGCUUGUACGUAUGUUCAUAUCCAUAGUUCAACCAAAUCGAACUCGCGCCUGACCUGGAAUCCAAAUCAGUGAAGUAGCUGUUGGGC